CUGCCGAGUGGCGAGGUCGUGUUCGCGCCGUUCGUUCUCCGCAUCUAGUGCGUCGUCCUCUGUGCCAGUGCGUCCGAGUGGUUGCUUGGUGCUCCUCUAACCGGACCCGUGACGAACCCUUCGACUUCCCGACCCCUGCUUCCCGUUUUGCAUCGAAUUUGGACAGCACACCGGCGAAUUGGCACAGUACUUUGGGAAGCUGUUUGCCCACAAACAUCGAGGCAACGGCCAGGUCAACGAGAUGGACUUGGUGGUGGCCACCCCCGGGCAGAGGGCGCUUCCUCAGGCACCCCCCGGACGCAAGGCGGCUCUGCUCGGACCCGGGUCUCGAGCUGGACCGCAGCGUCGGCGCCACACGCCCAUCCCUGUGCCGCCCCCGCGUAUCCCGUCGCCGAUGCCGCCCCCGGGCUCCUUCAAGCAGCACCCUAACAGCCAAACGAGUUUCGCCGUACAAAACCAAGAACAUCACAGGAAAGAUCAGCACCAGAAAGGUCACCUGGAGGAAAACGGGGUGUCUUGGAUUAGCCCGCGUCUCUACCACGGGGUCACUCUGGGCCCUGAGCUGUCGCUGAUGCAGCACCCGAAGGGCGGCCCUCGAGCCGCGGCGCUGGCGUCGGCCAUGAGGAGCGGCUCGAGCCUCAACAGCGGCCGAGGAGACGCUGGUUCAGUCGUGCUCGACCCGGCCUCUCUGCUCGCAGGCAUGCACGCCUCCUCGUACAAGUUGGGUCGCUACCCGGAGCACCACCACCUCGCCUACAUGCCCCUCAGCGCAGGCCCCCAGGGGGCCGUCAUGCAGGCCUCCGCCGCCGCCGCCUUCUUUGCCAGAGCGGCCCAAAAGUUGAACCUUUCAUCUCCACAUCGACGCAAGCGGCACUCGUCCGGCGAGGAUGAAGCCCACUUUCGCAGCGACUUCAGCGGCGCCCUGGCGCGGUCGCCGCCGUCGGUGCCGCCGGCGCUGCUGCGACGCAUCGGCGUGCGAGAAGUGUCGACGGUUGGCAAGGUGAAAGUGAUGCUGAGGGUGGCGAGUGCAGCGGUGGCCUCGGACGCGUGUGCAGCGUCCGGCGCGUCUACCGUGGCUGCGUCGUCCUCGUCCUUCUUCAACGUGGACACUCGCCGAAAGCAAGUGACGCUUUUCGACCCUGCCACCUGCGGAGGGGCCUCGACGGCACCCGAAGACCGCAGGGUCGGAGUUGCUGCCCCCAAAAUGUUUGCCUUUGACGCAAUUUUCACUGCGGACGAUUCACAGAGCGAAGUGUGCUCGAGUGCUCUGACUGACGUCAUCCACGCGGUCAUCAACGGCUCGGACGGAUGUCUCUUUUGCUUUGGCCACGCUCGACUGGGCAAAUCGCAUACCAUGCUGGGCAAUGGUGACGCGUCUGGAAGCCUCGGAGUGAUGCCGUGUGCCAUUUCCUGGCUCUUCAGAGGCAUCAACGAGCAGAAACAGAAGACUGGCGCCCGGUUCUCGGUGCGGGUGUCCGCGGUGGAGGUUGCUGGACAGUCUCAACACCUGCGUGACCUGCUGGCCGGCUACGCGAACGAUUGUGAACAAAGUCCUGGUGUCUACCUCCGAGACGACCCUUUACUCGGCGCCCAGCUGCAGCACAACAGCGAGCUCAGGGUGCCAACGGCCGAAAAGGCCGCCUUCUACCUGGACGCGGCCGUUGCCGCCAGGACGAGGGCGUCCAACACUCCAGGCGAGGAGCCCAGGGACUCGCAUCUCUUAUUCACCCUCCACGUGUACCAGUACAGCGUAGACAAAAGUGGCAAGGGAGGAGUCGCCGGCGGAAGGAGCAGACUGCAUUUGCUGGACCUGGGCAGCUGCGAACGAGGCAGGACGUCGGGUGGAAUUCCUCUUUCUGGAGUCGCCAACGUUUUGCUCGCCAUCUUCAACGGACAGAAGCAUCUUCCAUACAGAGAACACAAACUGACACAGCUUCUGAAAGAGUGCCUGGGGUCAUUGACCUGUCACGUGGCAAUGAUAGCGCACGUGUCACCUCUGGCGCAAAACUACACAGAAACCCUCACAACCGUCCAACUGGCUGCCAGGAUACACCGAAUGAGACGAAGACGAAUAAAGUUCGGAUGUGGAGCAGCCGGUUCCGGUGGAAGUUCCGGGGAGGAUUCCCGUCUUCCCGGCACAAGCAGCAGCGACGUCGACCCCUCCAGUUCCGAGCAGUCGGCGGACACGGUUAUCUACGUGGGUCCAUCCGAUGACGCCACUGACGGCGAGCACCCCCCAGUCUACAUCCCGAGUCUCAACUCUGGAGACAACCGGUGUGCGAUGGGAAAGGUCUUGCGAGGUUCCAGCGCCGAGAGGCAGCCGUCUUCGAUCAGAGGGUCUCCGGCCAAGGCGAAACUGCCAUCGUCGUCCGAGGGUAGUCCUGCCAAGUCAGCAAAGUCGUCAAAGAUUCCAGUCAGGCCGUCGGGAACCACGCCAAAAUCGCCGCAAGUAACAAGACAGAAUAAAAGUAAAGGAACUGGUGGCAAAAGUGAUGAACAGUGGAUUGACGGCCCCAGAAUAUCGCGAUCCAAAGUGGCCGAGGCGCGAAGUUUGCUCAAGGAAAGCCACAAACGGGAGACCUGGGUUGAUGGUCCGCAGGCCGGAAGUGGUGCCGCCCCCAAUCCUAGCGCUGCCCCCGCCGCUGCCCCCACAGCAGUUGCAGCAGCAACGGCCACCAAUCCUGCCACCCCGGCCACCGCACAGGGCUACGGAUACAUGGACAAUCACAAAAAGUGCAUGAUUCAGCGCUGGGUCGAGAAUCAAACCGUGCAGAUCCAGCAGAAGCUGAUGAAGUCCGGGGGCGGCCCACCUGAGUACAAGGAGAUGACCCAGUUCAAGACCUGCGAGGACAGCGAAACAAGUCCCGAAGUUGAGGAAACGCCUGAGCUGCCCCCACCGCAGCAAGUGCCACUCGAGACUGCGGAGGAACCAAAAGAACAGGCCAGGCAGCCGGCGACUGCGGAGGCGAUAGAAGAGGAGGAGGACGAUGAAGACUGCGUCAGUGAACUGCCGCCCCCGCUGCCUCUUCUCCACCAGCAACACAACAAAGAAAAAGAAGCUUCUGUGAACAAUUACGAACUGAAACUGAAAAUUCUCGAAGAGAGGAGGCGGACAAUGGGAGCUGACGCCGAUGUAGGAGGGGUGGACGAUAUCGAAAUAAUUGAAGUCGAAGAGCCACUCGAGCCUGUGCCAAUGCAAGACUGCUGCCUUCAGGUGACUGAGGAGGACAUAGCGCUGUGUAUGGGAGAAUUUUAUAUGCCUGAAAGUGACGCCGAAGGGGAAGAGCAUCCACUCAGAGUUUUGAGCCAAGAAAACCUGACUAUAGUUUCAACAUUCACAGACUCGUUAUCAGUAACCACUGACCUGGACCGUGGCAUCCCAGGCAGUCACUCGGUCCUGUCUGAAGAUCUGCUGGUUUCAGCAACCUCAACCACAGACAAAAUCAUGUUUCCGCGCAAAAUGGACCACAUUUCCAAACUGCAUGAGCUGUACAAAAACCCCGGUGGUCUAGACAGUGCAAGCAAAGGUCCGUCGCGAUGUCAGGCCAUCACCAUCAACGACAUGCUGUACGGCUCAACAACCUCGACAACCACCUCCGCCGCCGCCCCCGACUCCAAAAUGUGUCUGGCCUGUCGACAGGUGAUGAGUCGGGGUCUUUGGUACCCCUCGCUGGCUGUCGAAGGGUCCCACCUGUGCUCGCAGCACCUCCAAGAGAACCAGAGCAAAUCGUGGUACAACUCGGGUGUCGAGCCCACAGUUCCUGAGGCAGACCAGCCAUUGAAGCUGCCUAAAGUGCUGCCCAACAGCAGCAUUGCUUCCCUGAGGCACCCUGAUGGCGCAUCAAAUCCGAACCUGGACAAGCAGGAGGAGGUCAGGACGAGGUUUCCUGGAAAUGGAGCUGCGUCCGAUCAUGAGGACGAACUAGUGGAAGCUCAAGAGGAGCGAACUGUCACUGGAAAAUCGGAUGACGACGAAAGUGCUGUGAUCACGAGCAGCCUGCCCAGUUCCACACCCGCCGCCUCCGGGGGCAACAAAACUCCCCGCCUAACUCGCCUCUUCGCAGGCGCCCGGAGAAGUCCAGGAAAAUCUCCUCAAAAGUCGCAGGGCAGCAAGAAGCAAAAGACAAACCGCGCUCCCAGCAGCGAGGGUUACGACAGUGGUCUCGACUCGGUCAUCAUCGUCACCCGCACGUCCAAGUCUCCAUCACACCAAGCCACAGGCGUCACCGGCAGCAGCAAGAGAGGCGCCUCGUCCACGGUCCACUGCGAGAGCUCAGGUUACGAAAGCGUCCAGAGGGACUCGGAGUGCUCUAGCUUGGCGUCCAGCCACGAGUCCAACGAAGGGGUUGAAGCAAACCCACCCCCUGCUUCUCAAGAACAACCCCCGGCUGGAAACGGCAAGAAAGCCACGGCCUCGACCAACACAGGCCCCACAGGGUGGUGGAGGCUUUUUCCCAGCUGCGCCAGAAACAAAAUGCGAACACCCUCAGUUGAUUGGUAGUAGAAGGGGUGAUCUAGCAUAAAUUAAAUUAUGGUUGUUAUACAUUUGUGUAGAAAAAAAGGAGAAUCUCUUCUUAUUUUAAUUUAUUUCAAUCAAACCCCCUCCCUCGAUGCAAGGAAACUAUUUAUUUCCCCCUUUUUUUUAAUAUAAUUUAUUUAUUUCUAUAUAUAUGAUUCAGUUUAUGGAUAUUUUUAAUGGAUUAACUCAAUGAUCAGAUGCCAAUUUUUGAUAUUAAAAUACCCUCCAUGUAGGUACUAACCUGUAUAAUGUCUAUUAGAGUAGUUUAGUAUGGAAAAUAAAAUAUUCUACCCAAAUACCCUACCAAAAAUGAUCAAUAAUACACGAAAGAAAAACGAAAAGAAAAAAAAAACAUUUUAUAAUAUAAUAAUCUUAUGACCCCCGUCACACUUAAUGUGCAAAUAAUUGUGGCUUUCAUCAAUACUGAAUUGAAUUAAAAAAAAUGUGAAGAUUCAUUCCAAUUUGAUCACCUUCUGAUUUCCCAAAACCCACAGACUGCAUAUUGCUAUUUGCGUGUUUUAAUUUUACAUAACAAAAAAUCAAUGCUAAAAUUGCCUUUUGACGCGAACAAUACUCUUGCGCCUAUUUUGAUUAUUCUCUAGUUGUUUAGCCUAAUGUUUUCUACACAGCACAUCAAAAUAAAGAGAGCUUAACACUACAUCAGGCAAAAAGUAAAAAUUAUAUACUUUUUUAUAUUUCCAAAAACGGAUGGAAAAUUCGUGAAAUCUAAAAUCGAUCCUUUUGCCCGCAUUAUCUAUAAAAUAAAUUUAAGAAAAGUUUGUACAUUUUGUAAGCUAUAUCAAGUCACAAAACUUAUUUAAUGUACAGAAGAUGUAUCAAUUUGUUAAUUGGAAUAAGAGAUGGAUAUUAUUGUGUAUAAAAAUCUGUUUACCAUAUGAUCAACUUUUGUUCAAAGUGUAAUAAUUGUAAAUAAAGUGUUUCUUAUAAGUACC
Neocloeon triangulifer is the source of this 5472-nucleotide messenger RNA. Its product is annotated as kinesin-like protein CG14535. Lineage: Eukaryota; Metazoa; Arthropoda; Insecta; Ephemeroptera; Baetidae. Gene Ontology annotation, biological process: microtubule-based movement. Bases 242 to 4501 code for a protein of 1419 amino acids. The record is from RefSeq and is a predicted model, not a curated record. The transcript has 17 exons. Gene Ontology annotation, molecular function: microtubule motor activity; microtubule binding; ATP binding.